Molecule: messenger RNA, 1744 nt
Organism: Cryptomeria japonica (Japanese cedar)
Lineage: Eukaryota; Viridiplantae; Streptophyta; Pinopsida; Cupressales; Cupressaceae
Product: CBL-interacting serine/threonine-protein kinase 23
Exons: 14
Coding region: 219-1538 (439 amino acids)
Biological process (GO): signal transduction; protein phosphorylation
Molecular function (GO): protein kinase activity; ATP binding
Source: RefSeq, a predicted model, not a curated record
AAAAGGAAAAGCGUGCUUAAACCUUUGUUUAAAUUACAUGUACGGAAAUUGCAGUAGCUCACGCAGACAGCAGAAGAGAGCACAAGUCCCAUCAUGGCCAGCUCAUACUCCUCGAGCUUUCACAGUGGCCGGUAAAAGUAUAAUUCGGGACAAGCCCUUCUCAAUUUCCCCUUCGGCGAAAAGAUUAUGUAGGUUGGUGUUAUAACUGAGAAUUGCAGAUGCAGCAGGUAAGAACUCGUGUGGGCAAAUAUGAACUGGGACGUAUUCUUGGGGAGGGGGCCUUCAGCAAGGUUAGAUUUGCCAGGAAUACGGAGACUGGUCAGGGUGUUGCCAUUAAGGUGCUCGAUAAAUACAAGGUUCUUCAGAACAAGAUGAUUGAUCAGAUAAAGCGAGAAAUAUCUACCAUGCAGUUGAUCAAACAUCCUAAUGUUGUUCAGUUACAUGAGGUCAUGGCUAGUAAGACAAAGAUCUACAUUGUAUUGGAUUUCGUAACUGGAGGAGAGCUCUUUGACAAAAUUAAUGACCUUGGAAGAUUGAAAGAGGAUGAAGCAAGGAGGUAUUUCCAGCAACUUAUUAAUGCUGUGGAUUACUGUCACAGUAGAGGGGUGUAUCACAGAGAUUUGAAGCCAGAAAAUCUGCUCCUAGAUACGUUUGGGAAUCUUAAGGUUUCUGACUUUGGAUUGAGUGCACUUUCAAGGGAUAUAAAGAGCGAUGGAUUACUUCACACCACAUGUGGAACACCAAACUAUGUUGCUCCUGAGGUCAUUAGUGGCAAGGGUUAUGAUGGCACAACUGCAGAUAUAUGGUCGUGUGGUGUUAUCCUGUUUGUUUUGUUGGCUGGUUAUUUGCCUUUUGAUGAGUCGAACAUUAUUGCCUUAUACAGAAAAAUUAACAAAGCAGAAUUCAACAUUCCUAAACGGCUAUCUCCAGGGGCAAAAAAUUUAAUAUCAAGACUUUUGGACCCAAAUUCCAAUACUCGUAUAACAAUGGCUGAGAUUUUAAAUGAUGCCUGGUUUAAGAAAGGUUACAAGCCACCCAAGUUCCCAAAAGAGGAUGUGAUUAUCGAUAACAUUCAUGCUAUUUUUGAUGAUUCAGAAGAAUAUCAGGUUGUUGAGAAGAAAGAGACACAAGUUGUAUUGGGGAAUGCAUUUGAGCUCAUUACUAUGUCACAAGGUCUUGAUCUUGGUACCUUGUUUGAGAAGCCGAUGGGCAUCAUUAAGAGAGAGAAAAGGUUCAUCUCUAAAGAGUCCCCAAAUAAUAUAUUAUCCAAAAUCGAGGAAGCUGUGAUACCCCUUGGCUUCAGUGUACAAAAGCAGAAUCACAAGAUGAAGCUGCAUUGUGUGAAAGCUGGAAGAAAGGGCAACCUGGCAAUAGCUACAGAGGUUGUUGAAAUAGCCCCUUCUCUUGUAAUGGUCAACUUCCAAAAAGCUGCAGGUGACACUCUGGAAUUUCAAGAGUUUUACAAGAACCUUACACCUGGAUUACAAGAUGUUGUAUGGAGCUCUCAAGCAAACAUUGAAGAAAACAAAUCAGUUUAACUACCAACUUUGAAUGAGGGGUUUGAAGAGCCUUAUCUUCUUUAUGAAAUUGAAUCCACUCUGUAAAUAUCUUUUUAUUCAACUAUUCCAAUUUUCUCUUUGCUGGUUGUAAGAGAAAAAGCAGAUGCCACAUGCAUGCUAUUAGUUUGCUUCAUAUUUGUGUUCUCAAUGUAUGUUGUAAAUAAUCAAGACAUGGGUUUCAAUUC